This is a messenger RNA of Hydra vulgaris (swiftwater hydra), 1348 nucleotides long. RefSeq lists its product as uncharacterized. NCBI's taxonomy places the organism in Eukaryota, Metazoa, Cnidaria, Hydrozoa, Anthoathecata, Hydridae. The record is from RefSeq and is a predicted model, not a curated record.
UCUUACCUUUGAAACAUUUCAUUAUGGGAUUAAGUGUCACAUUUCUAGCUUAACAGUAAAUCGAAUCUUAACUGUUGACUCCUGGUCUAAGUUUGAUGAGAUACUUCGUUUUUUAAGCUCUUUGAAAAUUGAUAAUAAAAAAGAAGUAAUUAUGCAACAUGUUUCAGUUAUGGGACCAAAAUUAGUUGGAGAUUUUGUAUAUUUCUUAACAUCCAAGGGCAUUAUAUAAUCGCUUAAGAAAUGAUUAUCAACUUCCAUCUAUUUCAACACUGACUCGAAUUACUUCAAAAAUUUCUAAUAUUAAUGAAAACAAAUUUAUUUAUUCAAUUUUUAACUCUCUUCCGGAUAAGCAGAAAUUAUGUAUCAUACUACAUGAUGAAAUAUAUGUUAAAAAAAGUUUGCUUUACCAUGAUGGAACUAUUUUUGGUAGAUCGGAGGAUAACCCAGUGGAAUUGUCCAAAACAUUCUUAGGGAUUAUGGCUGUUUGUUUAAAUGGGGGUCCAAAGGUGUUAAUUAAAAUAAUACCAAUAUCAAAAUUAUGAUCUGAUUUUUUGUUUGAACAGAUUAAUUUAACUAGUCAAAUAAUUGAUUCAGUCAGUACAAAUGUAAAAGCUAUUAUAUGUGAUAGGAAUCGUGUCAAUCAGGCUUUUCUUAAAAUGUACACAUUCAUUCCGGGAAAACCAUGGUUAACAGUAGAUGGAAAGUAUUUACUUUAUGAUUUUGUACACCUCAUAAAAAAUAUUCGUAAUCUUUGGUUAACUGAAAAAACUCAGGAAUUAAUAUUUGACGAUAACGGAGUAACCAGGAUUGCAAAAUGGACUCAUUUAAAGCAGCUUUACAAUGCAGAAUUAGAAGCUUUCUAAAGUUAUCUGACCUGAAUGAAACUUCUAUUUCUCCUAAACCUGUUGAACGACAGUGUGUAUUAACAGUUUUAAGAGUAUUUUCAGAAAAAACUUAUGCUGCUCUUUUGCAACAUCCUGACAUGAUACAUAUUGCUGUUAACGACACUGCUAUAUUUAUUAAUAAAGUUAUUAUUUGGUGGAAAAUUUUAAAUGUCAAAGCCAUUGGUGCUGAUACAAGGCAUAAUGAUCCUUUGCAGGCUGUUAUCAACAAUCCUGAUGACAACCGUUUAAAUUUAAUACUACAAUUUGGUGAUAUGGCACUUAAAAUGGCAGGUCCCAAAGAUCACCUGGAAAAAGAAUAUAGUAUACUUCGUCAAGGUUCUGGUGGUACAUAUUUUCUUAGUGUUCAACAAGUUAUUGAAAAAUUAAAACAUGCAUCUUUACUUUUGAAGUUAAAUGUAGAUAUUGACAAUUUUAAUGUGAAGUCUGGUCAUCAAUGUGCGUAA